AUGGCUCCUUUCUCUCUAGCAGCUGCCCUUGUCUCGGUCCUUGUGGCCAUCUCAACCGUGCAAGCAUCCAACACUACCGAAUAUGACUUUAUUGUCGUUGGAGGUGGUACUGCUGGUCUCGCAGUUGCUAGCCGUCUGAGCCAGUACCUGCCUAACAACACCGUUCUGGUAAUUGAAGCUGGCCCUGAUGGUCGCAAUGUGCCUGGCAUUUAUAUUCCUGGCAUGAAAGGUUCCACACUUGGUGGCGUUUACGAUUACAACUUCACAACUGUCGCACAAACUCAUGCUGGUGGCCGCUCGUGGGCACAGAACAGAGGAAAGGUUCUGGGUGGAAGUUCAGCGCUCAAUCUGAUGUGCUGGGACCGUGCUUCAGUGGCCGAAUACGAUGCUUGGGAGCACAUCGGAAACCCUGGCUGGAAUUGGGACAGUAUGAUCACCAACAUGCUCAAAGUCGAAAACUACACCCAGAGCGUCUACCCUGGACAGGGAAUCAACCAAGGCGUGGGAGUUGAUGGCCCAAUUCAUGCCACAAUCAACCGGAUUCAGCCCGACGAUCAGAAUACCUGGAUUCCUACGAUGGAGAAGUUGGGCUUCCUAGAGAACAUGGAGUCUCUUGACGGCAAUCCACUUGGCGUCUCCAUCCAGCCAAACAACAUCGACACUGCCAAGUACACGCGUUCAUACAGUCCUGAAUAUCUCAAGAUUGCUAGAGACAACCUCCAUGUCAUGACCGAGGCCCAAGUUAUCAAAGUCAACACCGAGAAGAGAAAUGGCAAGAUAGUUGCCACUGGUGUCACACUCAAGGGCAACCUUACCAUCAAUGCCUGCAAAGAGGUUAUUUUGAGCGCGGGAUCGUUUCAAUCUCCUGGUCUACUUGAGCUUUCCGGUAUCGGUAACUCCUCGAUCAUCACUGCUGCUGGGAUCGAGCCUGUUCUCGAGCUUCCGACCGUCGGCGAAAAUCUACAGGAUCAUAUCCGCAUUCAGAACAGCUUCAAGUUGAAGAAUAUGACCUCCUUCGAUGUUCUCAAGUACAAUCCGGCAUACAAGGCUGAGCAGUUGACUCUUUACAAUGCUAACAAUGAGUCGCUCUAUGACUACGCCGCCUCUGGAUUUGCCUAUCUGACCUGGCCUCAAGCCCUUGGUAACGAGUCUGCUUCUCUCGUCAAUGUCGCGAAGAUUGCCACCAACGUGAACGCUUCCAUCAUCGACAAGACUAAGAUCGACUUUAUGACUGGAAACAAGAGUCACACUAUCCCCCAGCUUGAGAUCAUCUUCUCUGAUGGCUACACCGGUGUCGGUGGUUACCCUGUUGUUAACUCGUCAGAGUACGGCUCGAACUACUUCACCCUCCUCAGUGUCAUCAUGCACACUAUGUCGCGUGGCCAUGUUCACAUCAACGCUUCUGAUCCUCUUAGCAAGCCCAUCAUCGACCCGAGAUAUUUCAGCAACGAGUAUGAUCUCCAGGCUGCUAUUGCUGCUACCAAGCUCAAUCGCAAGAUUGCGCAGACAGCACCUAUGAAAGACAUUAUCGCUGAAGAGUACGAGCCCAGCGCUGAGAUUCAGACUGAUGAGCAAUGGAGAAACUUUGCACUCAACCACACUCUGACCAUUUACCAUCCUCUUGGUACGUGCGCUAUGCUUCCCAAGAAGGAUGGCGGUGUUGUCAACCCUGAGCUGAAGGUGUACGGUACUUCUAAUUUGAGAGUCGUGGACGCUAGCAUUAUUCCCGUUCAGCUCUCUGCUCACAUUCAAACUGCUAUUUAUGGUAUUGCUGAGCGUGCUGCUGAGAUGAUUGCCGCUGAAUGGUCUGCUUAG
This is a messenger RNA of Aureobasidium subglaciale EXF-2481, 1815 nucleotides long. RefSeq names its product GMC oxidoreductase. Gene Ontology annotation, biological process: secondary metabolite biosynthetic process. Gene Ontology annotation, molecular function: oxidoreductase activity, acting on CH-OH group of donors; flavin adenine dinucleotide binding. The transcript has a single exon. Lineage: Eukaryota; Fungi; Ascomycota; Dothideomycetes; Dothideales; Saccotheciaceae. The coding region runs from base 1 to 1815 and encodes 604 amino acids. The record is from RefSeq and is a predicted model, not a curated record.